This is a messenger RNA of Schistosoma haematobium, 1373 nucleotides long. It is a transcript of the gene SH3BGRL, whose product is annotated as SH3 domain binding glutamic acid-rich protein-like. Bases 137 to 457 code for a protein of 106 amino acids. Gene Ontology annotation, cellular component: cytoplasm. The record is from RefSeq and is a predicted model, not a curated record. Lineage: Eukaryota; Metazoa; Platyhelminthes; Trematoda; Strigeidida; Schistosomatidae. The transcript is spliced from 3 exons.
CUGAGAUAUUCUGAUAGAUAAAUUUGGUAUUUUCUUUUCGACGAAAUGUAUUGGAAAAAAUAGUGUCAUAGCAACAUAUUACGAUAUUGACAAGGUUGUAUUUGUUCAUUUGGCGGAACACUGAAAGUCCGAAAUCAUGGUUGUGGAUGUUUAUAUAUCGUCGACCUCAGGAAAUACAAAAGUCAAAAGUAGACAACAAUAUAUUAUAAACAUACUUAGUGCAGCUAAGAUACCCUUUGAAGUAAAAGAUAUAUCAUCCUCAGAGACUGACAAACAAUUCAUGUUCAAGGCUCUCGAAGAAAAUGGGAAAACAAUAAUAGCUCCUCAGCUAUUCCUUGGGUCGGAAUAUCUAGGGGAUUAUGAUGAAUUUAUUCAAGCUAAUGAAAAUGAAAUGUUAUUAGAAUUUCUAAAAGUCACUAAUUCAUCACGGGUAUCAAGUUUGGAAACUGAAUCAUAAUUUUAUAGACUGUUUUCUAUCUACCUUAUUCAAAAAAUCAAUCAAUCAAAUCAAAUGUAACAUUCCCUGUUGUUGUUGUUGUUGUUGUCCUUAAUUUUUACCCCUUUAAAGGUCUCUUUUGUAUCCCAUUUAUGUGUGAUAGAAUGUGUAUGUAUGUAUGUAUGUAUGUAUGUAUGUAUGUAUGUAUGUAUGUAUGUAUGUAUGUGCGUAUGUGUAUAUUUAUCUAAUUGAAAUAAUUUGUAAUUUUUCAUAUGUGGAUUUUCCUACUCUCCUUGUUAUCUUACCACAUCGUUUUUCAUUGCCAGUUUUGAUGUUUAUUUUCAAUUAUCUUAACAGUAUUAUAAUCUUGUAAGUGAACUUGAUGUGAUUAUGAUUUUUCUUGAUGCAAUAUGAACAACCUAUUCGCUUGGCAAUAUUUUCUCUCGCUUAAUCAUCUCUCAGUACUUUAAUCAAUGUACCUACCUGUGUGUGUGUUGUGUUUGCGCACUUGUUUCUUCUUUUUUUUCCUUCUUCCAUUUUCAAACAGCUUUUCAAGUAUAAACGUACUAAUUGUGCCAACAAUAUUUAUUUAUAUUGUUGAAUGGGUUGUGUGUUUUUGUGUUAAAAAUAGGUUUUCUUUUUCUCUUUUUAUCUAUUCAGAAUCAUGUGUAAAUUAAUUUGUAUCAGUAAAUAAAGUGAUGUUAAUUCAUUAAACUAUUUUACAACAGGAUCUUUGGAUGAGUUUAAUAGAAUUAUUAGGCCGAUUAGAUUCAUCGUUCAUAGUGAUCUGUGAUAUGGUUACUUUUACUAUUACUUCUACUCUAAGAUUUGUCUUAAUAGUUUCAUAUCUUUAUGUUAAUGUGUUGUGAGAAAUUGAAUCAGGUUCUACGUUGAAUAUAACUGAAUGACAAUUGAAGAUUAAUCGAGAGGAAUGCAC